AUGCCCCUUUGUCCUCCCUCUCUCUUCGCUAUCAAGUUUUUCACCAAGCGAAUUCCUGUUCAAGCCAUGACUUCGACAGACAUUCCUCCAGAGCUCCUCGUCAGAGCUUCGCCGAUUGCCCCACCAAUAACCUCCUCUCCGCCCCCGUACUCCGUAUCCGAGUCAGAGGCAAAGUUUUACUAUGCAGGCUUGCCCUCCAACCCUCUGUUGGUCUACCGUACUGGACACACGCCCUGGGAGAAGCCUACUGGCCCCGAGGCUUACCUUGUGCUGAAGGAGGUCAAGCCAGUCUUCAGUCACGAGAUUGUAACCGUCUGGGACGACCUGGGCCCAAAGGUCUGCAGCUGCCUGGAUUACGUGCAGGUCACUUGGACGAGUGUCGAUGUUGUUCGCUUCGCCGAGGUCGGGAAGACUCCUGGUUCUCCCGUUCUAUGGAUCGGGGUCAUGCCCCAGUCUCUCUCCAGCGAGGACGCUCACAUCGCGGCUGUCGAUUGUCAGAAACUCCUCCAGUCGUACAAGCUCACCGACGUCGAAGUAGAGUUUAGGGAAUCCAUUUUCGCCCGGUCUGCUUGUCUUCAGCUCCUCCGAUCCGUCCCUACCUCAAACCCCACCGCUGUUGUUCGCGACCCUCUAACCCCCACCCUCGGGCUACGGAUCGCUGCCCGAGCCACGCCAUACACUGAGGGUACCGGAGCUCUAUAUAUCUCUGAAGGCAGCAACAGCAACAAGGUCUACGUUCUUUCCGCCCGGCACGUUGUUUUCCCCCCCGAUCUAGGAAAUAACGAGCUCUACAACUGCACAGAUGUCUGCGGGCCUCGUCGCCAAAUCCUUCUCCCCGGCCCCAAGGCAUUCCAGACGUUACUCAAGUCCACCGCGGCCGAGAUCUGGAGACACAAUGCUGUGGUCGGCUACAAUAAGCGGCGGCUUGACGACUUCAAGGACGACGACUUCCAGGAUGACGAUGGGAUGAGGGAGCGGGCAAAGAUUGAGCGUUAUUUGAAGGACGAUGCGGUGACGAUCAAAGCCCUUUACCAGUUCCACGAUGAGACCACGAGGUACUGGAGCAAAGAGAGCCAGCGCGUCAUCGGUCACGUCGCUUACUCCCCUCCCAUCGCCGCCGGGACCGGCGCUGAACGUUACACCGAGGAUUGGGCUUUCAUUGAGCUCGACCACGACAAGAUUGACUGGAACACUUUCAAGGGCAAUGUUAUCGACCUUGGUGAAGAGACUUUGAUUUCAGACAUUACCUUGCGCAUGUCCCCCGGCCCCGUGGGCCUCAUGUCUUUCAAGUACCCGGGUGACCGCCUCUUGCGGCUUCGGGGCGUGAUCGAGGAAGACGAGCUACGUUGCCCGCAAAUGCUCGAUGCUCACGGCGAACGGUCCCUCGUUGUAAUGAAGAACAGCUGUGCCACAGGCCUGACCAUUGGCUGUGCUACUGGCAUCAAGUCCUUCGUGCGCGAGUACUUCCCGGACCGCAGUCCGGAGAUGUCUAUAGAGUGGGCGAUCCUUCCAUACGAUCAGAAGUCUGGCGCGUUCUCCGCCCCAGGUGACUCCGGCGCCAUCAUCGUUGACGGCGAGGGACGUAUUGGAGGUCUCCUCACUGGCGGUACAGGCCAGACAGAGUCUAUCGACGUCACGUACGCGUCGCCUUUCUACUGGCUCUUGCAGCGUAUCCGGACUCACUUCCCCAAUGCUGUCCUCUACCAGCCCACAGCCUAG
This is a messenger RNA of Fibroporia radiculosa, 1719 nucleotides long. RefSeq lists its product as uncharacterized. The coding region runs from base 1 to 1719 and encodes 572 amino acids. Lineage: Eukaryota; Fungi; Basidiomycota; Agaricomycetes; Polyporales; Fibroporiaceae. The transcript has 4 exons. The record is from RefSeq and is a predicted model, not a curated record.